AAACCGAGAACAAGAGAGGGUCCCCAAAGUCACAGCUGUCAGCACUGUGACAAGUCCUUUGCAACGUCUGGAUAUCUAUUGAUUCACCAGAGAGUUCACAGCGGAGAGAAACCCUACAGCUGUGACAAAUGUGGGAAAGCUUUCAAACAGAAGUGUCACCUCAACAGACAUAAAAUAUCCCACACUGGAGAGAAACCACACAUCUGUGGCCAAUGUGGGAAAGCUUUUUCAUUAGCAGAUGAUUUAAAAGUCCAUUAUGGCAUUCAUACUGGAGAGAAACCAUAUAGCUGCGACCAAUGUGGGACGACUUUCUCCAAAAAAUCUCAUUUGAAAACUCACAAUUACAUUCACACUGGAGAGAAACCAUUUAGCUGUGACCAAUGUGAGAAAUCUUUCGCCACCCUCAGUGACCUGAAGAAACACAGACGUAUUCAUUCUGGAGAGAAACCACACAGCUGCAAACAAUGUGGAAAAGCUUUCCCGAGGCUAUGUGCACUAAAACGUCACCAGCGUACUCACACUGGAGAGAAACCGUACUGGUGUGACCUUUGUGGGAAGACCUUUGCUCGGGCCUACAUCCUACAGGUCCACCGACGCCUUCACACCGGAGAGAAACCCUACUGGUGUGAGCAGUGUGAGAAAACCUUUAUUACGAGUGGUGCGCUGAGUGCCCACCAACGCAUUCACAAAAAGUCCAUCUAAAUAGCUUGUUGUUAUGUUAAUGUGCUGCUAAUAAAGGUAUUAUUAUUAUUACACUGUUUUCCAUCAAUAUAUUAUAGAUACAUAUAUACAGAACAUGUCUCUGGAGUGUUUGUCUGAAAUACCAAACGGAUCAUUGCAGCAUCCCAUAAUCCCCUCUGUUUCAAAAGUGCUGAUUCUCUGUCCGUUACUAUAGAUGAAAAAUAAGGAGCCCCUCCCCAAGCCCCGAGGAUUAUGCACAAUAGGUCCCAUUUAAGUCAUGUGGUGGUUACUACUGAGAACAUCAAAGUGCUAACUUUGAAAGCAAAGAGAUUAAUUUAAAGAUGGUGCCCGCUGAAGGGAAGACAUGUCAGCUUUUGUCUUCAUCAAUUAACAGAAUAAACGUAAAAAGGGAGAACACCAAGGGGAGAAAUGGAGUCCUUGUCAAAACUCAAAUCAAAGUUUGACAUAUUUUGUAUUUACUUUGAGACGUGUCAUGUCAGUGAGGAAAUAAACAUGAAUAAAAUGAGUAAAAGAAGCAACUUGUUUUCAGUCUGAAGAAACAUCUGUUCUUGUGAAACUGAUUUAAUCAGAAAGGUUGUUUAUUAUUUGACAGCUUUGUAACAUCUGUUCUUUUCACAUUAAAUGUGAUUGUUGCUGCUUUAAUAAUCUGAGUGAUAUCAUUACUCUUAAUAAUGAACUCUAUUGUAACACACAUGUUUUUAUAUAUUCAUGUCGUGCACACAUUACUUUAUCUUCUCCAUUACAUAUUUUACCUUACUAUAUAUUAUUUUGUAUUAAACAUCUUAGCUGAAUACUCAAUUCUGAUUGGUCAAAUUGGACGUUUAAGAGGUUGUUAAUACUCGAUAACACACCGCUGCCAAGAAAUCUAUAUUUUAGAUUGAGAUUAAAUCCUUAAGAGUUAAUAAACUUGUGCAUUUGAUAAUCCACGCUGAACAGCAAUGGGUCGUCCUCUCCGUUUAGGCUUCUCCUGGGAAAAUUGUUUAAAAUGUACUCUGUAUUUAAAUGCUUAGAAAUCUCUUAAAACAUUUAUUUUAUUCCCUGACGAAGAGGUCUGUUAGGGAGUUCAUUUAAACCCAGUAACUCUGUUUGUUUUAUAUGAUUAUAGAAGUUUAAAAUGUAAAAAUGGCAUAUAA
Notothenia coriiceps (black rockcod) is the source of this 1835-nucleotide messenger RNA. Its product is annotated as zinc finger protein 253-like. Gene Ontology annotation, cellular component: nucleus. Gene Ontology annotation, biological process: regulation of transcription by RNA polymerase II. Gene Ontology annotation, molecular function: DNA-binding transcription factor activity, RNA polymerase II-specific; RNA polymerase II transcription regulatory region sequence-specific DNA binding. The annotation marks the transcript as partial. The record is from RefSeq and is a predicted model, not a curated record. The transcript is spliced from 2 exons. NCBI's taxonomy places the organism in Eukaryota, Metazoa, Chordata, Actinopteri, Perciformes, Nototheniidae.